Messenger RNA from Penicilliopsis zonata CBS 506.65, 1120 nucleotides. RefSeq lists its product as hypothetical. The record is from RefSeq and is a predicted model, not a curated record. Bases 412 to 1041 code for a protein of 209 amino acids. The transcript has 3 exons. NCBI's taxonomy places the organism in Eukaryota, Fungi, Ascomycota, Eurotiomycetes, Eurotiales, Aspergillaceae.
UGUGACAGGCCAUAUUCACGUGGCAGCUAGAAAUUAACCACCGCAGAAUCUCUACCUGUACUCUCUGUAGUAUACCUGAUAGGUAUAGCUAAUGCUAGAGAGUUACUGCUAUCUUUGAAGUUGAUUAAGAGAAAGGAACCUGCUAUCGACGACCCCUGAACGAACCGCCCAACCCACCCGACGCUCCCCAGAUCCCUGAGAAUCAAGGGUCUAUUUAUCUCAAACAUGGAUUCCAUGACACUGAUGCAAUCAUUGCACCUCAUUCAGACUAGCGCUCUCGAUUCUUCCGACAAAACCGUCAAUGGCUCCUACCCCACGCGGCAAAAUACAGUCCUUCGCAAUAGCCAAGCGAAGAGAGAACUGGAACCCAAUCCAUCCUUCUACCAUUAUUCUCCAUAAGUUUGGGCCAGAAUGAUGGUUGUACCGGAAGAAAAGGAUCUCCCUCCAACCCCUCCUCACACGUCUGGUGAUGUCGAUGUCGACAAAGAGUUGCCCACCCUCAAGGAUCUUGAAGACAACACACAAACCCAUCUCCCUCCAGCACUGGUUCCUAAGCGGAAACCAGUUCCUACACAGUCGUCGACAGCCGCCGCUCUCCCGGCCGCAGAGGUCUCAGCCAGCACUGCGCUAGCAUCGGGCAACUGGUUUGAGCGCAAAUGGGGUUCCUGGACGAACCAUGCAAACCCAAGGCAGAGACGGACAUUUAUCAUCGCCGGCAUCAUUAUUGGAGUCGUCGUACUUCUCGCGCUCAUAAUCGGUCUCGCCGUUGGAUUAACUGUGGGCAAGAGGCAUCAUUCAAGCUCUCUUUCUUCCUCAUACGGCGGACCGUAUACAGGCGACUUGACAUAUUACGAUCCGGGGCUCGGCGCGUGCGGGAUCACCAGCACAAGUUCCGAGAUGAUCGUUGCGGUGUCACACGUCCUGUUUGACGCGGCGUACUCGGGGUCAGAUCCGAACGAUAAUCCACUCUGUGGCUUGAAAUUACGUAUUGAGCGGGAUUCAAAGACCGUGGAUGUCAAGAUUGUUGAUCGAUGUGCGUGACCCUCUAUGUCUUAGAGUACUGAAGUGUUUUAAACCAAUACUAAUCCGAUUAUGAUGAACCAGGUGUCGGAUGCUCGGA